AUGCCACCAGUACGCAAUAAGAGAGCUAAGAAAGGCACAUGUACCUCGAUAGAUACUAUGAGUAUCUCCGCUUUGAGAAAGAAAAUACGUGAUAAUGAACGAGUUUUAAGAACAAAAAGGGUACAUUCAGCUAAAGGUCAAGUAGGUCUGGAGCGUCAACUUAAAGCUUUGAAAUUAAUGCUCAUUGAGAGAAUUAUUGAGUCAAAAGAAAAGAAAUUUACCUCCAAAUAUCGAAUGGUUAAGCAUUUUGGUAAUAGAAAAAAAGUUGAACGUGCAAUAAAAAAGGCUGAGAGACAAGUUUCAGAAGCUCAAACUCCACAAGAGAAAGAAAGCUCUAAACAGAAGUUAUAUGAAUUACAGAUAGAUUAUAAUUAUAUAAUG
Molecule: messenger RNA, 381 nt
Organism: Dentiscutata heterogama
Lineage: Eukaryota; Fungi; Glomeromycota; Glomeromycetes; Diversisporales; Gigasporaceae
Source: the annotation of a GenBank genome assembly